CGGUGAAUUGGACAAAUGCAUUUCGUUUCAUGGCGAUAAGACCGACCGCCUGUAAAAAGUUCAUUGAUUUGCACUUGUAAGUAAUUUGAGGGUUAAACGAAACGAAAACAAUGGCAUUAAUUACCAAAAAAGUAUCGCAAGUUUACUGUAUUGAGAUAAUGAAAUGGACCAAGCCAUUGAUAAAGCGUGGCCUGUCGCUAUAUAAGCCGAUACUGGGCUGGAGUCUAAUACAGUUGUCUACCGACAUUGAUUGGUAGAGCCCAGCGGAUACAUUUCCAUUCAACUACUUGGCGAGAGUAUUUGUUAAUCUUCGACAUGAGGACCUUCGUACUUCUAUUAAGCUGCCUUGUCUGCUGCGCCACAGCAGGACACUACGGUUUGGCGCAGAAACUCUUACACCUAAACAAUGUACGCACUGGACAAAAGGGUUAUACUUCUGCGGGCGCGGAUCAGCGUCAGCAUCAAGAAUUUCUGCUCGAUGUACUACUCCAAGUACAGAAGCCCUUGGUUAACAAUCAGCUCGUCCAACUGGGUCAGGAACUUGUUACGGAUCCCAAUAUGUAUUUGUUGCCAAACGAUGAAAUUUUACAGCAGUUCUUACAACAGGCCGAAAAUCGGGAGGUUAUCGGUCGUAAUGGCGUCUACAACCCAGUAGAUAUCUCAAAUAUACGCCAAUUAGUUGGACUUCAACGUUUCUUAGUGCUCGCUCGUGACUUCAACGUUUUCCAAAGAAAUGUUGUCUAUGCGCGUCUUUAUUUCAACGCAGUUAUGUUCGUGGAUGCCCUCUCGCUGGCAAUACGUGACCGUCCAGAUACUCAGGAUCUGGUGUUACCACCAAUGAAUGAGAUAUUACCACAGUUAUAUUAUGACAACUAUGUACUCAACUACGCGCAAAAUGUUGAUUAUAGUGGUUUGAUUUCACAAGAAGCACGGGCGAAUAUAAAAUCAAGUAUAUUCGACAUCUUCGGUCUGCGCCGAAUUGGUUCAUUGUUUCAAUUAGGCAACUACGGUAACUACAAUCCAUUGCAACAGAGAUAUAGCGCACAGAGGUAUGGUUUCGGCCGGUUUGGAAUUGCUCCUGAAGGACGUACAGUUAACGGUAAAGAAAACGGUGGUGAAUACGUUGUAGAAGGCAGUUAUAUACAAGAAAAAAUUGUUGUGCCGGUAGAGGGAAGAGACGGAACUGAUUUAACAAACGAUGUUGAUCUGAACGUUGCGUGGAACCAUAUUGUUAAUGAUCAGCUGGUGCAAGCUGUUACUGAAAGUAUAGAGGGAGGUCAGCAAAAUGCAAUCGGUUCUAAUGGAUUACCCCAAGUUGAUGUAGGCAGUCCACGUCUAUUGUUUGUUGGACGUCGUCGUCGUGUGGAUAACGGUGGAUAUUCAGCAUAUGUAAAUCCUUUCUACAGUCAGCAAAACCAAUACGGUUACAACGACCAAGAAUAUGCUCGUCAACAAUAUCAAACAACGCAAUAUGGUUACACAGGUCCGGAAUAUUCUUACGAUCGUCAACAAAACCAAGCAGGUCAAUAUAAUUACAAGGAAAAUGAUUAUUCCUACGGGCGUCAACAGAAACAGGGACCUCUGUAUGGCUACAAAGGAAAAGAAUACUACUAUGCUCGUCAACAGAAUCAGGGAUCUCAAUAUGAUCAACAGAAUCAGGCAUACAAAGACAAUGAAUACUCCUAUGGUCGUCAACAGAAUCAGGGAUCCCAAUAUGGUUACAACUCAUAUGGUCAACAAAAUCAAGGAUCUCAGUAUGGAUACAAAGACAACGAAUACUCCUACGGUCGCCAACAGAAUCAGGGAUCCCAAUAUGGUUACAACUCAUAUGGUCAACAAAAUCAAGGAUCGCAGUAUGGAUACAAAGACAAUGAAUACUCCUAUGGUCGUCAACAGAAUCAGGGAUCCCAAUAUGGUUACAACUCAUAUGGUCAACAAAAUCAAGGAUCUCAGUAUGGAUACAAAGACAAUGAAUACUCCUAUGGUCGUCAACAGAAUCAGGGAUCCCAAUAUGGUUACAAAUCAUACGGUCAACAAAAUCAAGGAUCUCAGUAUGGAUACAAAGACAAUGAAUACUCCUAUGGUCGUCAACAGAAUCAGGGAUCCCAAUAUGGUUACAACUCAUAUGGUCAACAAAAUCAAGGAUCUCAGUAUGGAUACAACUCAUAUGGCGAACAGCAGAAAGGAUCUCAAUACGGUUCGUACUAUGGUAUACCAUAUGGUCGUCAGCAGUAUCAGGGAUCUCAAUAUGGUUACGCAGAUCAGCAAUAUUAUUAUGGCGGUCAACCAAAUCAAGGAGCAAGGUACAGUUACAAUUAUCCAGUAUAUAGCUCGACUUAUUAUAAUCCAUACGGUAGCCAACAAUAUUAUUACAAAAACUACGAAUACCAAUAUGAACCAAGAAUUCAACAACAAGACCAAUAUCAAGGUCAACAACAGCAGCAGACCUAUCGUGUGCUCCCCUAUGGACCGCAAGAAGUGGUUAACGCCAAUGUUGGAGAUGACCAAGUGGUGAUUGAUCGUGUAGUUCGUGACACACACAAUCGUGGGCAAAGUGGCAAACGUUAUCGCAGCGAUGAAGGUAAACGAGUUAGUUAUCGCAAUGCCGAACAAUAUCGUGAGGGUAUUAUUCGUAGUAUUGAGACCACUCAGCAGUUAAGUUAUGCUCGACGCGGUGAAAUACUUUUGCAAAGUAUACAAGAAUUGGCUGCCAGAUUGAACAUUCAGCGCAUUGUGGAAACCCUUGAAGGAAGUAUUUCCCAGCAACAAGAUAUUCAGCUUGUGCAGCAGGAAGUAGAUCAAAUAAUUCAACAAAUCCGUGCACUCGUUGAACAAAUUCGGGAAGAGGCUGGUAUUAGCGAAGGAAGCGAACGGGCGCUAUAUGUUGUCGCAGAUGUUAUUGGUGGUAGAAUUGUACUCGAGCAACAACAACUAUCGAUCGCUGUGAAGCGUACUUUACAAGAACUGCAACAACAAAUACAACGCAUUGUUGGAAAUCAAGUUGGUCAAGUGAAUGAGGUGACUCCACUUGUUUUAUUGUUCGGCUCUUUACGCAGUCCAGUAACUCAACAAACCAUUUUAUCAUUGGCCCAACUGAUCGAUGAUUACCGUCAGAAAUUGCAACCAUACACCAGCAGCCAACUGAGCGGCAAUGGUGACAUUAAAGUUCAAAAUGUUCAAAUCGAUCCUUUGGUCACCUAUACUGAGGUUGCGGACGUGGAUCUUGUCAAUAUGAUCGAUCAGCAGCUUUUGCAAUCGAACGCCAACAAUCUGCAACAACUUGGCCAAAAAGUGGUGGCUCGCCAACAGCGUUUAAAUUAUCAACCAUUCACCAUCUCUUUGGGUAUUGAAUCUCAACAUCAACAAGAAGUUGCCAUACGUAUAUUGCUCGCACCUCAAAUCGAUAAUACUGGACGCCGUGUAUCUUUGGCACAAAAUCGCAAUAACUUCAUUCUCAUCGAUGCUUAUGUACAACAAUUGCAGGCAGGUGUUAACAAUAUCGAACGCAAUUCACGCCAAUUCAAUGGAUACAACAGGGAAGUCUCCACUAUUAGCCAAAUCUACCGUCAGAUAAUGACUGGACAAAUCAAUGUACAAUCGGGUGUUACUCGCCAGCUCCCAAGAAAUCUUGUAUUACCACGUGGCUCUGCUAAUGGAGGUUUGCCUGUACAGAUUAUGGUUGCAGUGACCCCAUUAAACCAGCAAGAGGAGUUGUUACAUGUUGAAGCACGGCAAAUCAGUGGUUUGGGAAUCGCUGCUAUCGGCGUGGACCAAUUGCCGCUGAAUUACCCGCUGGAUAGGCAAAUUGUUGAUGGACAACGUUUGGAUGUGCCCAACAUUCAGUUGGUCGAAACUGUUAUCCAAUAUGACAGUCGCCGCAGUGCUUGUAUAAAAGAUCUCAGAUUAACUGCUUUAAUCAACACAUCUCAAAGUGAAGUUAACUUGUUUAAAUCCUUAACACUCAAAUUUAGCAGCACCAGUGAAAUGAAGAUUUUCAUCUUUACCCUGAUCGGGUUGAUCAGCUUCGGAGCAGCCGCAGUGAUUGAUAAUGUAGACAUCCGAAGAGGAGGUCCACCUGUUGGAAAUAUCGGCAAGCGUCAUAUUUCUCAAAUGAGUCAUGAAGAUCUUUUGCGACAGAAAUUCCUAUUGGACAUACUUCAACACGUGCAAGAACCAAAUGUGAACGACGAAGAACUCUUGCAGAUGUCAAAGUUGCAACCUGAACAUUUAGUCGAUGACCAGACUCGUUACAUUGGGGGCAUCGACGAUGAAAUGGCUCGUGUGAUAGAACUAAGUCGUAACCAACGUUUGUUGGCUGAGGAUAAAAUGUAUACCAUAGCCGAUGUCGAUGAUAUUCGUCAAAUGAUUGGGCUUUAUCGCGUCUUCGUACGUUCACGCGAUUGGGAUACACUACAACGGAAUUUGCUAUAUGCCCGAGUUCACGUUAACGGCGUUCUACUAGUGAACUCAUUGUUGCUUGCUAUACGCGAUCGAAAUGACACUCAGAACUUAGUUGUGCCAGGCUUACACGAAAUUUUACCAGAGCUUUAUCUAGAUGCGGACAUACUCCGCCGAGCCAAAGAAAUUAAUUUCAAUCAAUUGAGUAGUUCCAGUACGUACAGUAGACAAACUAAACGCCCGAGAAUACUCGAAAUAAUUAGGUUAAAUAAGUUGUGGAAUAGGAAUACUAAUCCGAUAAAUACUUUAGAUCGUGAACAGCUGUGGAUGCCAUGGCGUGAAAUGCGAAUGGAAGUACAAGGGCGUAAAGUUGGAGCUGCAAACGAUGCUACGCAUAUUAACAUGCGCGAUGAUGGUCGCAUAGUCUUACCGGUAACAUUGUCCUCUAAUGUUUUGCGCAAGGAGAGGGACGUUCGAUUAUUUACAAAUGACGUUGGCUUCCAAUCAUUCCUGCAUUCUUUGAUCAAUGAUUUGUGCUUAAGUGAACACGAGUCAGAGCUGCAAAAUGAGCAACAGAUGAGAGUGGACGUAAAUCGACCAGUGCUAGGACGAGUUAGUUUAGAAAGAAACGUAGGGUCGAUGUUGGAGAGUGAAAUUCGGCGCAAAGAAGAACAAAUACGAGGUCAGAACAUGAGAGGCAUCCAUGCAGUAGACUUAGACACAGACAAAGAUCGUUUUAUUUAUUUUGGUCGGCGUCUUUGGUCCGGUUUGAAUCGGAAUACCUUGAGCAAUGAUGAUCCUUCUGAUCGGUUCAUUAAUAGCGAAAGUGGAAAGAACGUGCGACGAGUUGACAUUGGCAACGAUGAUUCAUCGAACCUUCAUUGGAAGCAUAGUGGUAACACUAUUUAUUUGCGAAAUCCGUUUAAUGAUUAUUUUAAGGAAACCCCUCAAGUAGGCUGGCACAAUAACCAAGUUGGCAUUCCGCUGCCAACAACCACGGCUGAUGAUGAACGUUUAUUACACAUCAAUCAUAACAGCCAACAAGCUGCUGUCAACAACCGGAUGUAUUUCAGAGGUGAACAGCCUAAAACGGCUAUUGAUUUGAACGGCCGUUGGGGUCAAUCAGGAGUUAACCAAAUUAACAGUCACAUCUCAAUUCAAGCCGAACAUUUUGGUGGGUAUGAUGCCGCUAAUACCGAACAUCGUGGAUUAGCCCAACGUAUCGAUUUAGGUGUGGAUAUGCCAAUGGACUGGAACAGACAAAUGGCAAUGCAUCGUCAAAGGAAAAACCAUGUAGUUGACAACUCAGUUGUGGACAGUUCUUCACCGCUAAACAUUGGUCACACAAAUGAUUAUGUACAAACAAAUAAUCAGGUUCAAGAUGUUGAUAUCAGCAAUAAAGGUCUAGAGCACGUCGGUAGUCGUGGAUUGAACCAGUGGGAAAAAGAAAACCAGAAACAGGAAUCUAUAUUGGAGGAAAGGCGUAAUGUCGACAGAAAUCAGGAAGAAUGGAAAAAUGUCUAUGCAAGAAUAGGUCGUAGCUGGUUGAACUUCAUCCAUAGUAAUAAAGACGAUGUUAUCAGUAAAGAUAGAAUCGUGGAGGACCCAAGAAUUUGGACAACUGUUGCACGCGGAAUGGGAAAUAUCGGUAUUCACUCUGAACAGGAAGUCAAUGGACAAAAUGAAAUAAACCCAAGCGCCCAACUGAGGAUUGACAUGAAUCGAAGGCGGCUGAACAAUGAUCCUAUUCAUACCACCUCCCAACACGACAGUAAUGUGCACGAUAUUGAAGUUGAAGGAUCUGGUAUGGGGCGAUACCGGUCUCCUCGCAGCCUGCUUGUUGUAAACCGUGACCAUUAUUGGAAUCAAAAGCGUGAUGGAGAGUUGCUUUUGCACAACCUUCAACAGUUAAUGGCACGUAUCAAUUUGGAACAUAUUUCACUGGGUUUUCAGGAUAUACUUCAAAUACAGGAUGACACAAUUCCGGCAGAUAUCUUUACCAAUCAACGACUUUCAAAUUCUCCAGAUCAACGCUUAGCCCUUCGCUUAAACAGGAUACGUCUUAACUCUCGUCGAAGCAGAAUACUACUUAACCGUAUUAGAGAUGUUGAAAGUCGUUUACAAGUGAUAAUUGAAAAAGAAAUACUUCGUGGAGUUGAAAAUGAGCAAAGGAACGAUAUUCGUAAUGCAGUUGGUAUUGAUCAAUUGAUCGGUGACAUCCUAUUGGGCAAGCGAUCGAUCGGUCAAGGUGUGAAUCUUUUGAAUAUCUUGAGUGAAAUUAUACUCCAAACUGAGGACAUUAACGCCAACUUUCAAACACUAAAUCAAAUAAGUAUGGACACUGAAAAUCCAAUUUUACUGCACUUGCUUCGUCGUAUUGUUCAAAUCGCUGAUUUACAACGUCAGCAACAGUUAGGUAGCUACAGUAAAGAAGAGCUUCAAACGAAUGGUGUUAGCAUCAACGACGUGAGUGUUGACAAGUUACGAACAUAUGUGGAUACUGACGAUGUAGACCUCAUUAAUGCCGCAACGUCAGCCAACCAAUUGAGAGGUCUUUCGCAACGUAUGGUUGUCGCACGUCAACAACGUCUCAAUCAUCAAACAUUCACCAUCAACGUUGAUGUUACCGCAAAUCUUAAUAAACGUGUAGUCGUCCGUAUACUUCUUGGGCCGAAGACAGACACUAAUGAACUGGGAACACAAUUAAACCGCCAACGCCAAAACUUUAUUUUAUUGGAUACUUUCAUAGCGGACCUUCACAGCGGACGCAAUGUAAUCACGCGUAAAUCUCACGACAUUACCUGGACUGCACGAGAUACGACCCCAUUUACCGAAAUCUACAAGAGUGUAAUGCAAGCACUCGAAGGUGAUGCGGAUAUUACAUUGGACCAAGUGCAAGGACAGAGUUGUCGCUUUCCACAUCGCUUAUUAUUGCCACGCGGCCGAGUCGAAGGAUUGCCAAUGCAAAUGCUGGUCAUCAUCACACCAGUGACAACUGAUUGGCGGCCUACAGUGCACCAACUAGAUAUGGACCACGACGUUUGCGGUAUGGGCAUGAGCAGCACGAGCUUGGAUCACCUACCACUCGGCUUUCCGUUAGACCGCCCCAUAGAGAGUAUGGAAAAUAUUGGAUCCCUACCUAAUGCACAUUUAAUGGAUGUACAGAUAUUCCAUAGUAAACAGAUAGUUGCUGACGACUUUUACUGAAAUAUAUGAGUCACUAUCAGCGAAUAUUUAUAUCGCUUGUUUACUAUUUAACAAAUCUGUGUAAAAAUUAAUUAUAUGGUUGCCCUUAACCAUUUUCAGUUUUUGAAAUAAGUAAUCACACCUCGCAAUGUUUUUUAUUUGAUAAAUAUAUUAGUUACAAA
This is a messenger RNA of Bactrocera neohumeralis, 7766 nucleotides long. RefSeq lists its product as uncharacterized. Lineage: Eukaryota; Metazoa; Arthropoda; Insecta; Diptera; Tephritidae. The transcript has 6 exons. The record is from RefSeq and is a predicted model, not a curated record. The coding region runs from base 316 to 7605 and encodes 2429 amino acids.